AUGGUGUUCACGUGCACGCGUCCUCGUGAUCCCACACGUCGCAAGGGCCUUCCACCUCACGCCUCAAAAAGUGAACAUCUUGCCAUGAAUCCGUUCCUGAAACCACACACAAACUCAGGGCAAUCCAGGUGGGCAUCGAAUAAACAAUCACUACCAUUGUACAAGGACAAACCUUCUGCAUCGAAAUCAGCAUUUUCUCCAGCCAGAGGUAGUCGAUCUAAGCGUGUCAUGUUGUUCCGGGUUUUCGUGUCCACGUUGGCGCUCUACAUUUUCUACUAUUUUGUGACGAGUGACAAGCUGGCUCUGCUUUUCCAAAGCAGCUCGGCGUCGUCCUGGGCGGAGGCGAAGAAGGAAGUUCGGGACGUCUUUCUUGAGUCCUGGGCCGCGUAUGAAGCGGAUGCUUGGGGUAAAGACGUAUAUCACCCGGUCAAGGGCAGCGGGGAAAACAUGGGCCCUAAGCCUUUGGGAUGGAUGGUCGUCGACCUGUUAGACACUCUCUUGAUUAUGGAGUGCCAGGAAGAGUUCAACAGAGCUAAGAGAUGGGUCAAGGAGGACUUGCUGUACGACUUUGACUAUAAUGUCAAUGUUUUCGAAACCACCAUCCGAAUGUUGGGUGGUCUUCUCUCAGCAUAUCAUCUUUCAAAUGAUGACGUUUUCGUGGACAAAGCUGCCAAAUUGGCAAACUCGCUUAUUGGUGGUUUCAACAGCCCUACAGGCAUUCCGUAUUCUUCUGUCAAUUUAAAGACAGGUGAGGGUAUCAAGAACCACGUGGACAACGGUGCUUCUUCCACUGCUGAGGCGGCAACUCUCCAGCUCGAAUUCCGCUACUUGGCCAAGUUGACUGGCGAAGACCUAUAUUGGAAAGCCGCAGAGAAAAUCAUGGAGGUUUUGGAUAAGAACCAGCCCAAGGACGGGCUUGUGCCAAUCUUUGUUCAGCCAGACACUGGAAAAUACCAGGGUAACCUCAUCCGGCUUGGAUCUCGUGGUGACUCAUAUUAUGAGUACUUGUUGAAACAACAUUUACAAACCAACAACAAAGAGCCAAUUUACUGGCAAAUGUAUAAGGAGUCCGUUGACGGUGUCAAGAAACAUUUAGUUGGUAAGUCCAAGCCAAAUGGUUUGACUUUUAUUGGCGAGCUCGAAAAGGGUAUUGGUGGACCAUUGUCUCCUAAGAUGGAUCACUUGGUAUGUUUCUACGGUGGUUUGCUUGCACUCGGAGCUACAAAUGGCUUGCCUUUGAAGGAGGCCAAGAAAUCGCCCUACUGGAGCCAAGAUAAGGCGGAUGAUAUGAAGCUUGCGGAGGAGUUGACAUACUCGUGCUACAAAAUGUACAAGGAUGUUGAAACAGGCUUGUCUCCCGAGAUUGUUGUCUUUAACACUGACCCGCUGAAGGAUGAGGAUUUCACAAUCAAACCUGCUGACAGACACAACUUGCAGCGGCCUGAAACCGUUGAGUCCUUGUACUACUUGUACCAGAUUACCGGUGACGAGAAAUAUAGGGAAUGGGGUUACGAGAUUUUCCAGAGUUUCCAGAAGUACACCCGUGUUCUCACUGCUGACAACAAGAUUUCAUACACUUCGUUGAACGAUGUAACCACGACAAAGCCUUCGUAUCGGGACAAUAUGGAAUCAUUCUGGUUGGCUGAGACGUUGAAAUACUUGUACUUGUUAUUUGAUGAUGAAAACAAACUUCCAUUGAACAAAUACGUUUUCAACACCGAGGCGCAUCCUUUCCCAAGGUUUGACAUGGCGCCAUUGUUCAGCACCGGCUGGAGCAGGCCCAUCGACGACCCAAGAAAUGAGCAUGUUUACGAAAAGUGCGUUGGAACGGCGGACGAGACCGAAAAAAGGCCGGAACCUAAGAUAGAUAAGAAGAAUCCGCCUCAGGCGGCGCCUGCUGCCAAGAAGGUUGAUGAAGAGAUGAAGGAAGAGGUGAAGAAAGAUCCGCUGCUCAAGGACGACGAGGGCAAGAAGCAGCGGAAAGUGGAAGAGGCAUUGAAAGAUUUGCAGAGUUAA
This is a messenger RNA of Clavispora lusitaniae ATCC 42720, 2016 nucleotides long. RefSeq names its product mannosyl-oligosaccharide 1,2-alpha-mannosidase (gene MNS1). Gene Ontology annotation, biological process: carbohydrate metabolic process; mannose trimming involved in glycoprotein ERAD pathway. NCBI's taxonomy places the organism in Eukaryota, Fungi, Ascomycota, Pichiomycetes, Serinales, Metschnikowiaceae. Gene Ontology annotation, molecular function: calcium ion binding; mannosyl-oligosaccharide 1,2-alpha-mannosidase activity. Gene Ontology annotation, cellular component: endoplasmic reticulum; membrane. The record is from RefSeq and is a predicted model, not a curated record.